AUGGGCGAACACAGAAUCAGAGUCGCAAUUUGUGGGUGCGGCGUCGCCGGUCUGACGCUGGCCAUUACCCUCCACAGAUACAACGCCCCUGGAACUAACCUCCAGGUUGAUAUUUAUGAAUCAGACCCAGAAGUGCGUACCGCAGGCGCCGGAAUUACCGUUUGGCCGCGUACAUGGGAUGUUUUGAAGAACCUGAACAUGUAUGAUCAACUGAAAGAGGUUGCUGUGCAGUCAAGAGACACGCGUCCGGACACUGCCUUCAAGCCUGCGUUCGUCGCCCGCAAAGCCAAUCAGCCAAGCGAUGGCUUCCACUUCGCUCAUGUGCUCGCGCCGUCCGGCUCCACGACGAUGCACCGAAAGGACAUGCUCGACGUAUUUUUACGCAACCUCCCACCUUCUCACACGAUAAACCUCUCCAAACGCCUCGUGGGGUACGAGCAGCGUUCGGACGGGUCUCCCGGGAUCACCCUCAGCUUUGCCGACGGGACGACCGCAGAGGCCGACGUCCUCCUCGGCGCAGACGGCGUCCAUUCGGCCACCCGUACGUGCAUGUACGCCAUCCUUCACGGGCGAGACUGCGCGGGCUCUGCAGCAUCGGUGGCGGAUUGCCCUCGAUGCAAGGCGUCAGUGCCGGCAUGGACGGGGGUGUGCGCGUACCGGAACCUGAUUCCGACGGAGAAGCUCUACGCCAUGAACCCGAAGCAUACGACUGCAAGCGUCGGCGCCAUCCUCUGUCAUAUAAUCAGUUAUCAAGUCUCAGGCGGCAAGUUCCUCAACUUCGUCGCGGUCUUCCGCGUGCCGGGAGGCGAAGGGACGCCCUUUGACGGGAAGUGGGUGGCGGAGGUCCCGAAGGAGGACGUGUUGUCCGCUUUCGACGGAUGGGAGCCGGAAGUGCGGCAGAUGCUGAAGUGCGUGGAGAACCCCACCCGAUGGGCGGUCCACGUAGUGGACGGCCUCCCCUCUGCGGUCGACGGGAGCGUCGCGCUGGUCGGCGACGCCAUGCACGCCAUGCCGCCCAACUUUGGGGCGGGCGGCGGACAGGCUGUCGAGGAUGCGUACAUCCUGGGAAGGCUUCUCGCCGACCCGAGGGUGCGGAGGCAGCACGUCCCCGAUCUGCUCCGGUUGUACGAAAGCGUCCGGCUGGUUUUCGUCAACGACAUCUCGCGUCGCGCGCGCGCGGUGGGACUGAUGUACGAGUUCAACGCGCCCGGAUUUUAUGACGGCACGGAGGGCAUGGAGGAGGAGGUCGAGAAGACAGAGCUUGAGAUACUUGGCGAGGAGAUCCACCGGAUGUGGCAGUGGCAGUGGAGAGAAGGGCUUGAUUCACAGUGGGAGAGCGCGGAGGCUGGCCUGGAAAUAAUCGUGAAGAGCGAGGAAUGA
Messenger RNA from Epithele typhae, 1380 nucleotides. Its product is annotated as FAD/NAD-P-binding domain-containing protein. Gene Ontology annotation, biological process: secondary metabolite biosynthetic process. Gene Ontology annotation, molecular function: FAD binding. The transcript is spliced from 7 exons. Bases 1 to 1380 code for a protein of 459 amino acids. The record is from RefSeq and is a predicted model, not a curated record. NCBI's taxonomy places the organism in Eukaryota, Fungi, Basidiomycota, Agaricomycetes, Polyporales, Epitheliaceae.